AUGACAACCGGAAGCCUUGGCGCUGAGCUGGAUGCCUCCAAGCUCGAGGUGACUAGUGCGCCAACCUCCAAACCUGUUCCAAAUCAUGAUUCUCCCGAGGUCGCGGCUCUAAAGGACGGCACAGAUCGUAUGAUCAUUGUUUCCUGGACGUCUCAGUUAGGCUGGGGAGACCCCAGAGUUGUUCCAUAUGGCCCAAUCUCGUUGAUGCCUACAUCCAGCGCCUUGCAAUACGCUACGCAAUGCUUUGAAGGCAUGAAGGUCUUUCGCGGCUACGACGGUCGGCUUCGUCUCUUUCGCCCUUUGUUCAACUGUGAGCGCUUGCGUAACUCUGCAUCACGCAUCGCGCUCCCGAACUUCGAUCCCAAGGAACUGCUCAAACUCAUUCAAAAGCUUUGUUCGCUUGAAGCCCCAAAGUGGCUGCCGAAGGAUAACCCUGGAGCGGCUCUCUACAUCCGACCAACUUUGAUUGGAUCCGACUCCAGCUUGGGCUUCAAAGCGCCGGAUGAAGCCCAGUUAUACAUUUUCAUAGAGUCAGUCGUUCGGGCCUGGCCGGGAGGAACAGGGGCUGCAAAAGUUGGCGGCAACUACGCUGCAGCUCUGUCUAAGCACGUCCAAGCAAAGCAGAGGGGCUUUGAUCAGGUCCUUUGGCUGUAUGGCCAGGACCGCCAGAUCACCGAGGCUGGGGCUGCCAAUAUUUUUGUCAUGUGGAAAACAAAUUCUGGGUCGCUGCAGCUGGUUACGUCUCCUCUGGACGGGAACAACCUGAUCCUCGCUGGCAACACACGACGAAGCAUUAUUGAGCUUUCCAGGGCCAUUUUCGACAACGAGGAUGCGGGAGAUGGAAUACGCUGUGAGGUGCUGGAAAAGAAGUUCACCGUGACAGAAGUGGAAGAAGCCGCUUGUCAAGACAGACUCGUCUGCGCUUUUUCAGUGGGUACAGCAUAUUGGAUCCAAGAAAUUGCCGAGAUCAACAUCGACGGAAGAGUCAUCAAGAUCGGUUUGGGCAAGACACCUCACGUCGCGCUGCUGAGGAGUCGGAUGAGUGAUAUCAUGUUUGGAAACCGAGAAAGUCAAUGGGCGGAUAUAGUCUCGGAGGAAUGA
Molecule: messenger RNA, 1101 nt
Organism: Fusarium proliferatum ET1
Lineage: Eukaryota; Fungi; Ascomycota; Sordariomycetes; Hypocreales; Nectriaceae
Exons: 2
Coding region: 1-1101 (366 amino acids)
Biological process (GO): L-valine biosynthetic process; L-leucine biosynthetic process
Cellular component (GO): mitochondrion
Molecular function (GO): branched-chain-amino-acid:2-oxoglutarate transaminase activity
Source: RefSeq, a predicted model, not a curated record